GCGCGGCCGCCUCCUCUUUUCUUCACUCGCCUCAUCCGAGACCGACAGACAUGAACUGGGACACUCAGCUGAGCUCUAUCCUGUCAGUGGCAGAUGGCAGCGUAGCAAAGAUGAGGGAGAGACUGACGUCACCAGGGAAAUUCUCCAAAGGAGAAAAUUUGUUUCCUGCGAGGGAGUGGAUACGUGAUUCCGAUUUGGACCCUCCCGCUCUUCCCCCCCGAGCCCCUCUUCCCCGACAGCCAUCCCCCUCGCUCAGUUCCGGUGUGCAAUGGGCAGACGUGGCUGCUCUCCAGUCUCAACUACAGAUGCAGAGCCAGGCGAUUGACUCUCUCACCAAGAAACUCCAUGACAUGGAAAAGGAGCGACAGUCCCAACAACGUCACAUCCAGACACUUCAAGAGGAGGUUCACAGCUUGCGUGAGGACCUGAGGGAGAGUGAAAGAGAGAGGGAGAAACCACAGAGGGGACAAAGUCCAGGAGCAGAUAGAAUGAUGGAGCAGUGGAGGAGAGAGGUGGGACGUGAGCUUAGCAGUCUGCGAGGACACAUCACCAGAGCCACGUCGCUAGGCAACUUAGAGGAGAGUUUCAACUCAAAGAUUCGCCGAGAGGAGUUGGAACACUUGCGGAGGGAGGUGGACCAGCUGAAAACACGGUUAAGGCGACAGGAGGAGGACGUGUUCCUCCAGCAGGCAGAGGCCAGAGAGACCAUGAGACACUACGAACGCAGCUGCAAGACACUGGAGGAGCUAACAGAGAGCUACAGAACUCACAGCACUGAUCUGGCAAAAACUGUCUCUCAGUAUUCACACACACAGCAAGAGGUCCGCCAGAUCAGAACAGUUGUGUCAGAGCUGAAAGACGAGGUCAGGAGUCUUACCCUUCAAGAACAUGAACCAACCCCUCUACUGUCUGUGGACACAUCAGGGGCGUCACCCGUGUCUUUCCCCAGACACAGUAGGGGAGUCAGAGUGGAAGAGCCAGACUCUGACUCUGAGGACUUCAGUCCGACCCCGAGCUUGGCUGAGGUCAGCUCAGAUGAUCUUUCGUGGCUGGAUGACAAAGACUCGGCUCUUCCUCAAAAGCCACAUGUGCGUCUCAGCGUUCAGUCCAGACGGAGUGAUUUUGCUGGUCCAGGAUCUGAUCUGGAGGACGAUGAUGAAGAUGAAGGUGGUGAUGAAGAAGAUCUCCUUGAUUACAAUGUGGAACCAGAUUUAGCAUCUGACCUAAGUCUUAAUGACCUCUGACCUGUUCUAUAAUUUUUUUUAUUGAUUUAAUUUGGUUUGACCUGUGUGUUUGUAUGUGGGUGAGAGCUUCUGUUGCAAAACCCCAAACUUUAAAAAUAGAAACUGUAUUAGACAACCAGCCAUAUGGUUAAUUUCCUGUGUUGUCCCCAGGGAAGAGGAACACAAUAAAAGAGAGGCAUAGCAGCAGACUUGGCAACAGUGGCGGAUACAUAGAACAACAUAUAAUUAUGUCGUCCUACUUAGUGUUGCUCUUUCAGACUGCUUGAGUAUGAUGCGUGAUAAUCCUUUGAUACCAGUGGGGAAAGUACUUUUUCGUGAGGGGAAUUUUCAAAAAUGUAUAAACAGUUAUUUGUGAAAAUAACAUUAAUGUUAGGGACUCAGGAAAAAUCUCAAUGGAUCAAACUUUCUUUUUAAACUUGAAAUCUGGAAACUGUUUCAUCCAAAGUGGCACUAAACGCAGCAUGCAAGAUUGAUAAAAUGCUAACUCCUUCACUCUCUUUUUUAUUUAAAUAUUCAUCAUCAUUAUUUCCCCCAGUCUAGUUAGCACAUGACCGUACAAACCGUCCCAAACAAAAAAAAAAAUAUCUCUGGGUGAAAAAGUGGAGUCACACUCUUAGAAGACACAGACGAAGAUGUCAAGAGAGUUUGUGGUGAUAAGUGCUGACGCCGAUGUCUUGUAACCAAAAUUACAUGAUCUCCCCAGCUAAAUUAAUGUUUCCUCCCUCUUUUUGCUGCAACUCCAAGGAGUUUUCGCAAUUGUGAAUGUGUCCAAACAGUGAAUCUCCCACUGUGUUCCUUUUUAAAUGAGUACUUGCCAAGUGUGGCCUGUUCCUGAAUGCAUUGGCCUGUUCUGAAGCCAUUUUAGAUGUUCCUUCACCACAGAUGUUGCUGCUGAAGGAGGCAAAGUCUAAUAUUGCCUGCCUGCUCUGAUUGGAGCAGUUCCCCUCUCAUUACAAAUAAUUUACAAAAUAUUUUAAAAACCAAUGUGAACAUGCGACAAAUUUCAUUGUAAAAAUGGGUUAGUAGAAAGUACACAUAUUUAAUGAUACAGUAUUUGCUGUUAUGUAAAAGUGAAAAAGACCUGAAAAUAGAUCUACCUAUGCACAGAUACAUUAAAAACGUACUUAAGUACAAUAAUAAUUAAGUCAAUAUACUUUGUUCCUUCCCUCAAUUGAAUUGUGCCCGCAUGUACUGACUGGAUGGUUGGAUGCAGGGAACAAACGACAGGCAGCUGUUUAAAGAACCAACAUCCUCCCGUGAGAGUUACAUUCAGAAAACGUCUCCUUUCACGGUGGUGGAUGGCAGUGCUUUGUGUCAGCGAAGAAGCAAACACCCUUUGCACCAUGUUGUGUGUUGCUGAUUAUAAAUUAUGGCUCCUACCAGAGUUAAGGGCAGAGGCUUUGGUGAAUAGCAAGCUAAACCACAAGGUUUUGGUUUUAGGCAGGACGAGACUGAAAAUAGUUCUGCUUAGGUUUGUUAUGAUUACAGAUUGUUGGGUUAGGUAAAGGUUUGAUGUGGUUAAUGUUUGCGACUUUCAUGUGUAUCCAUAACUGCAAUAGGAUCCAUAAGGAAGCCAGUCAUCACUGUGCUUUUGAUUUGAAAAGUGAGGGCUUACAGUAUGCCUGUACUGCCUUAAGUCCUUUAAGAACAACACAUUUAACUUUAAUAUAAUGGCAUAUACAGUUUGUGUUCAGUCGUUAUACAUGUGUUAAGACUCAGUACCUUUUGCCUUUGAAUUUGUGUUAAUCGUGUACUAUAUGCAGUGCAACACUGUUCAGUGUAGCAGAGUAAUGGAUAUUUAAUGAGUGUUUCUUCCUGACAUAAUGCACUUUUAAAUCCAGAAGGAAACUGAUGACGAUUGUAAUUCCUGGUAAUGCAUCUGAAGUGAGAGCCAAGAGGAAAUCAUUAACAUUACAUAGACACACCCACACCACCUCCACUGUGAUGUCUUUACAUAUGCACAACUCAGUUAAGACUGUCAAGAGUCCCUUUAUGCUGUCUUGUCUGACACGAGUCACACUGUCCCGGGCUUGCAGGCGGGUGUCGAGCUGUUAAAUAAUUCAGCA
Limanda limanda (common dab) is the source of this 3310-nucleotide messenger RNA. RefSeq lists its product as uncharacterized. Bases 51 to 1244 code for a protein of 397 amino acids. The transcript has 12 exons. The record is from RefSeq and is a predicted model, not a curated record. Lineage: Eukaryota; Metazoa; Chordata; Actinopteri; Pleuronectiformes; Pleuronectidae. Gene Ontology annotation, cellular component: mediator complex.